Molecule: messenger RNA, 1719 nt
Organism: Tinamus guttatus (white-throated tinamou)
Lineage: Eukaryota; Metazoa; Chordata; Aves; Tinamiformes; Tinamidae
Source: RefSeq, a predicted model, not a curated record
UUAACUUUCUACUCUCGUUUUUUAACUAUGCCUGUCUUGGCCCUGGUGAUGGAAAAAUAUUUUAGCUUUUACUUGCAACCUUCCUUUUACUUCAAACUAAUGUUGCCUUGCUCUUUUGCUUCCCGCUUGUCAGGAUUUGGUGGGCUUGAGACUGCAAACUCCACUGCCAGUGGGUUUAAUUUUGGGGGUUUCGGCUUAACUGCUAAUCCUGCAGUGAAUUUUAAUAUCGGGAAUUUUGGUGUUUCCACUACCUCCACUCCACCAUUCAAUUUUGGUAACAGUCUGGCAAGUGCAGGUGCUUUUGGAGGAUUUGGAACAACUACCACCACUGCGGGGUCGGCGUUUAGCUUUUCUGCUCCCACCAAUACAGGCACCAGUGGACUCUUUGGUGCUACUCAGAACAAAGGCUUUGGGUUUAGCACCAGCUUUGGCACAGGAACUGGAACUGGCUUGGGUACUGGCCUAGGAACCGGGUUGGGCUUUGGAGGCUUCGGCACCCAGCAGCAGCAGCAGCAGACUACGCUGGGGAGCGGCCUGUUCAGCCAGCCCACGCAGACCGCGGUGCAGUCCAACCAGCUCAUCAACACGGCCAGCGCCCUCUCGGCCCCGACGCUCCUGGGCGACGAGAGGGACACCCUUCUGGCCAAGUGGAACCAGCUGCAGGCCUUCUGGGGGACGGGCAAAGGGUACUUCAACAACAACAUCGCGCCGGUGGAGUUCACGCAGGAGAACCCGUUCUGCAGAUUUAAGGCUGUGGGGUACAGUUUAAUGCCCAACAACAAGGAUGAAGAUGGCCUGGUGGUCUUGGUGUUCAACAGAAAAGAAGCAGACAUCCGCGGCCAGCAGCAGCAGCUAGUGGAAUCACUGCACAAAAUCUUGGGAGGAAACCAGACCCUCACCGUCAACGUGGAAGGGGUUAGAACGAUGCCAGAUGACCAGACCGAGGUCAUCAUCUACGUCGUGGAGCGCUCGCCCAACGGCACCUCGCGGCGGGUUCCAGCCACGACGCUGCACGCACACUUCGAGCAAGCCAACAUCAAGACGUCCCUGCAGCAGCUGGGGGUCACGCUCGCCAUGGCCAGAACGGAGCUUUCCCCGGCGCAGGUGAAGCAGCUCCUGCAGAACCCCCCUGCCGGUGUUGAUCCUAUUAUCUGGGAACAAGCCAAAGUCGAUAAUCCUGAUCCUGACAAGCUUAUUCCCGUGCCAAUGGUGGGUUUCAAGGAGCUUCUGCGAAGACUCAAGGUCCAAGAUCAGAUGACCAAGCAGCAUCAAACCCGAUUAGAUAUAAUAUCAGAAGAUAUCAGCGAGCUGCAGAAAACCCAGACAACAACGAUGGCGAAAAUCGCGCAGUACAAAAGGAAGCUGAUGAAACUCUCUCACCGGACCCUCCAGGUGUUAAUCAAGCAGGAAAUCCAAAGGAAGAGAGGCGAAACUGGAAUAAGCAGUAAUAAGCCCUUCCCUUCUCAUCUGUCUCUGCAGGGCAGACUCAACGAGCUCAUGUCCCAGAUCAGGAUGCAAAACCACUUUGGAGCAGUGAGGGCUGAGGAGCGCUACUACAUAGACGCUGAUCUCUUAAGGGAAAUCAAGCAACACCUGAAGCAGCAGCAAGAAGGCCUGAGUCACCUGAUAAGCAUUAUAAAGGAUGACCUGGAGGAUAUAAAGCUCAUAGAAAAUGGCCUGAACGAGAGCAUCCCCAUCAGAGGGGGCAUCUUCAGUUGA